UGAUAAAGAACCUUCUUUUUCUUCUUCCGCACCUCUCUCUGUCUCUCCAGCUUCUUCGUCUGCCUGAUUCAGUCUUUGUCCGCCAAGUUCUGUCAACUCUUUCCGGGGAAAUUUUUUUUUAUGGGUUUUUGCAAGUGAAGCGUCCGAGCUUUACUUUACUGUCUAUCUGUUUUUUCUUGAUUUUUUUUUUCCUGAAAUCUGAUUCUUUUUGGGUACGUUUGAAAUGUAGUAAAGCUGGUUUUUCUUCUUCUUCUUUUUUGAUCCAGUGACUGAGGGGUCAAGCUGAUCGCUUGGUUGUUUAUUUUUAUCCAAACGAGCAAUCUUUUUCUCCCCUCUUUUUCUUGCCUUUAUGGGUUUAUUGUUCCGGGGUUUGAGGUUUUGCAUGCCUGCUUUAUCUUUUCUUGAUCAGUCUGUUGGGCCCUUUUGAGUUUUGACCUUCCUUCUAUGUUGAUUUCUUUGGUGGGUCUUCGAUACAACUUGAAUCUUCCACUUUUAUUAGCUCUCCAAUUGUUCACAUGCGGUGUCCUGCUAUUCUCCAAAUUAAUGGAGAACUGAUGCUCAGUUCAAGCCACGGUUACUACAUUGCGUGUGGUGGGUGUUUCAAUUCUAGCAUUAAACCUAAGUGAUUAAUCGAGCUUCUACAUUCCAGUUGGCCUGGUUUUUAGUUUUAGAUGCUUGGAUUUGGUUGGUUGCCAUAAUUGCCCGUGUAUUUGAAGAAGUGAUUGGAGUGGAAAGAGGCAAAAUUGACUGUAUGAAAUCGGUUUGAGACAUGGAUUCAGGAGCUGAAAUUGAUGAAGAGAGUGAUAACAGGGGAAGUAUGUGGGUUUUGGAUCAGAAGCUUGAUCAGCCCAUGGAUGAGGAGGCUGGUAGGCUGAGAAACAUGUACAGAGAGAAGAAAUUUUCUGCUCUGUUGCUUCUUCGGCUUUCAUUCCAGAGUCUUGGAGUUGUUUAUGGAGACUUGGGCACGUCUCCUUUAUAUGUCUUCUAUAAUACAUUCCCGCGGGGGGUUACAGAUCCGGAGGAUGUUAUUGGAGCUCUUUCUCUAAUUAUAUACUCCCUGACGCUUAUCCCACUUCUCAAAUAUGUAUUUGUCGUCUGUAGAGCUAAUGACAAUGGUCAAGGUGGAACAUUUGCUCUUUACUCCUUGCUUUGUCGACAUGCGAACAUAAAAACUAUUCCCAACCAACAUCGAACUGAUGAGGAGCUGACGACUUACAGUCGUUCCACAUUCCAUGAACAGUCAUUUGCGGCAAAGACCAAGAAUUGGUUGGAAAGACGUCCUUCAAGGAAGAAUGCUUUACUUAUUCUCGUCCUUGUCGGGACAUGCAUGGUGAUUGGGGAUGGAAUUCUUACUCCAGCUAUAUCAGUUCUUUCUGCGGCUGGAGGAAUCAAGGUAGCCCAUCCCGAUGUUAGUAGCAGUGAGUAUUUCCCUGAGAAUCUGAACUUUUUGGCAGAUAAGAACCUAUAUUAUUUCUAUUCAAUCACUGAGUUCUUUUCCUCUGGUGCAGAAGUAGUCGUGGUUGUCGCUGUGCUAGUGUUAGUGUGUUUUUUCAGCAUGCAACACUAUGGAACGGAUAGAGUUAGUUGGCUCUUUGCACCCAUUGUGCUACUUUGGUUCCUCUUAAUUGGAGGAAUUGGUAUCUAUAACAUUUGGAAAUAUGAUAAGGGUGUUCUUCGGGCUUUUUCUCCUGUGUACAUAUAUCGAUACCUGAAACGUGGAGGGAAAGAUCGUUUUACCUCACUCGGAGGUCUCAUGCUCUGUAUCACAGGGACUGAGGCUCUUUUCGCUGAUCUUGGCCAUUUUCCAGUUUUGGCCGUACAGAUUGCUUUUACAGUAGUUGUCUUUCCUUCCCUUCUUUUAGCCUAUUCUGGGCAAGCGGCCUAUCUUAUGAUGAACAAGGACCAUGUGGUUGAUGCAUUUUAUCGAUCUAUCCCAGAUAGCAUAUACUGGCCAGUAUUCGUCGUUGCAACUUUAGCUGCUAUAGUUGCCAGCCAGGCCACGAUUUCUGCUACGUUCUCGAUAAUCAAGCAGGCACUUGCACUUGGCUGCUUUCCUAGGGUCAAAGUCAUACAUACAUCAAAGAAUUUUCUCGGACAGAUAUAUAUUCCUGAUAUAAACUGGAUUUUGAUGAUCCUCUGCAUUGCCGUCACUGCUGGCUUCGAAAACCAAAGUCAAAUUGGGAAUGCAUAUGGGACGGCCGUUGUAAUAGUUAUGCUGGCAACCACAGCCCUCAUGGUUUUGAUUAUGAUUUUAGUGUGGCACUGCCAUUGGCUUCUCGUCCUACUUUUCACUGGCCUGUCACUAAUAGUCGAGUGUACAUACUUCUCCUCCGUGCUCUUCAAAGUAAAUCAGGGUGGGUGGGUUCCACUAGUUAUUGCGGCGGCAUUUCUUCUGAUCAUGUAUGUUUGGCACUAUGGCACGGUGAAGCGAUAUGAGUUCGAGGUGCAUAGUCGGGUUUCGAUGGCCUGGAUUCUUGGGCUGGGCCCCAGCUUAGGACUGGUUCGAGUCCCCGGCAUUGGGCUUGUGUACACAGAACUUGCACGUGGGGUGCCUCGCAUCUUUUCCCACUUCAUCACCAACCUUCCAGCCAUGCAUUCUGCUGUAGUUUUUGUCUGUGUUAAAUAUCUUCCAGUGUACAUCGUUCCUGAAGAAGAGAGGUUCCUCGUGAAGCGGAUCGGACCCAAGAAUUUUCACAUGUUCCGCUGUGUUGCAAGGUACGGAUACAAAGACCUUCAUAAGAAAGACGAUGAUUUUGAGAAGAAGCUCUUUGAUAGUCUUUUUCUCUUCGUUCGGCUCGAGUCCAUGAUGGAAGGGUGUUCGGACUCUGAGGAGUAUAGCAUAUAUGGUAUGCAAACUGAGAAAUCAAGAGAUGCCCUUAUGUCUAAGAACAGCAAAGCUACUACUUCCGAUGUGGACCUCACAAUUUCAUCGAUGGACUCCAUCAUGCCAGCAAAAUCUCCCCUGUCAUGUCGGAAUAGCAUGACGAAUUCAUCCAGACAGGCGGGCAACCAAACUGAAACUGAUGAAUUAGAGUUUUUGAAUAGGUGUAGAGAUGCAGGGGUGGUGCACAUAUUGGGCAAUACAGUUGUGAGAGCGAGCAGGGAAUCAAGAUUCUACAAGAAGAUUGCUGUUGAUUAUAUAUAUGCUUUCCUCAGGAAGAUAUGCAGGGAAAAUAGUGCAAUUUUUAAUGUCCCUCAUGAGAGUCUCUUGAAUGUUGGGCAGAUAUUUUAUGUAUAAUAGUUCUUUUGCAAUUUGAUGGGUAAAUUAACACAUGUUUUGGCUAGAACCAGAUAGUGAACUCAACGCCAACAAGCAUUUCCAGCAUAUCCAUGCCUGCUGUUUGGACCAA
Messenger RNA from Rhodamnia argentea, 3350 nucleotides. Its product is annotated as potassium transporter 10-like. The coding region runs from base 770 to 3238 and encodes 822 amino acids. Lineage: Eukaryota; Viridiplantae; Streptophyta; Magnoliopsida; Myrtales; Myrtaceae. Gene Ontology annotation, cellular component: membrane. The record is from RefSeq and is a predicted model, not a curated record. Gene Ontology annotation, molecular function: potassium ion transmembrane transporter activity. The transcript has 7 exons. Gene Ontology annotation, biological process: potassium ion transmembrane transport.